Corticium candelabrum is the source of this 545-nucleotide messenger RNA. Its product is annotated as thiosulfate sulfurtransferase/rhodanese-like domain-containing protein 3. Lineage: Eukaryota; Metazoa; Porifera; Homoscleromorpha; Homosclerophorida; Plakinidae. The record is from RefSeq and is a predicted model, not a curated record. Bases 25 to 528 code for a protein of 167 amino acids. The transcript is spliced from 3 exons.
UUCAAUUAUCCGGGUAACCUGAAUAUGUUACGGCGUUUCAAUUUUGUAGCUGCUAGUAAUGUUAUAUACGUCUUAACCGCUGGCAGACAACUGAGUGUCUCAAGUCGGUUAUGCUUCCCUUCUAGACCCUUCUGGCAAUUGCAAUUGCUCUCGACCUCGAAGUGUUUUUCUACCGACAGACCUUGGUACGACCUUAACUACACUCAGUUCAAACAACGUGUCAAUAAGGAAGACAUUCAACUGAUUGACGUGCGAGAGCCUUACGAAUAUAAAGCGGGACAGAUCCAGAAUUCAAUAAAUAUUCCACUGGGCGAGGUGGAACAUGCUCUCAAGAUGUCGGAUGAUGCAUUUAUGCAGAAAUAUGGGACUAAAAAGCCUUCUGGAGAUGAUACAAACUUUGUGUUUCACUGUAUGGGUGGAGUUCGAAGUCGAAAAGCUAUGAACCUUGCUCAUUCCUUUGGCUAUAACAAGGCAUCACACUAUUUGGGUGGAUAUGCCGAAUGGGUACAGAAUGAAUCAGAGAAAUAAAGAAGGACUGCUAGCUA